This is a messenger RNA of Dunckerocampus dactyliophorus (ringed pipefish), 3790 nucleotides long. It is a transcript of the gene fam219b, whose product is annotated as family with sequence similarity 219 member B. NCBI's taxonomy places the organism in Eukaryota, Metazoa, Chordata, Actinopteri, Syngnathiformes, Syngnathidae. The coding region runs from base 134 to 691 and encodes 185 amino acids. The transcript has 6 exons. The record is from RefSeq and is a predicted model, not a curated record.
AAGUAGAACCCAACUCGUCAUCAGCUGCUAGCAUACAAGGCUAACAAGUCAAUAUGCGGCCGUCGCCGGUGUGCCAAACAAACUGAAAGUAGUCAUGGCAGACCCGUGGCGUACGUUGUGACAACGUGACGAGAUGAUGAACGACAUCUCCGAGGAACCGGAGAAGGACAGCUUGCUGGAAGCUUCGGCGAGUCCACACAAUUUGACGGGGCCCGGGAGCGGCACAAGACCCAAAACCAGCGAUGGAGUCAUCAGGCCUAUGGAGAAAAGAGGACCUUACAUCAUGUCCAGAGCGCCAGCCAUCCACCUCAAGCUGCAGAAACACAGGGAGUUAGCCAGGAAAGCUCUGAAGAAGAAAGCUCUGGCACCGGGACCUCCCGUUAUGCAUCAGCCCAGACAAGGAGCCAAGAGGAAAGUCAAGUAUAACAAGGGCUACACUGCCUUGAGUCAGCAUGCGGAGGAAACUUUGAUUGCACUGGAUUCGGACAGCGAUGAAGAGAUUGAUUUCGAGCAGUGUUCCUCCGGCUACUCCUCAGCCGAGGUCCACCCUGACUUAAGCAAGCAGCUGCUUCAGGACGGCUACCGUCUGGAUGAGAUCCCCGACGACGAGGACCUGGACCUGAUCCCGCCCAAAGCCAUGGGCUCCUCCGUGUGCUGCUGCACCGAGGGCCCGUCCUGCUGCACGCAGUGAGGCUGAAGCUUCGGACUUAAAAACAGGUUUGGUAUCAAGACACCGGCGCUCGCUGCCUUUACCGCUUAAUCUGGCAACACUGCUGCUUCCUGCUCCUGGAGCCAGAAGCUCCUCCUCUCCUCCUCCUCCUCCUCCUCCUCCUCUUCUUCUAGUUCUUCUGCAUGAAGAAGAGUGGCAUGACAUGACAGCACAGAUGGACAACAAGAAAAAAAGCCUUAUCCACUGUGACUCCAAAGCUAUUUUUUAUGUUCAUGGUAUUUGUUUUUCUACAUGAGACGCUAACUAUGCUAGCAUUCUCAAUACAGAGGCGAAGGUCCCUUGAACGCCCCAUGGAGAGCCCACAGUGCUCUGAUGAUGAAUGAUGACAUUCCCUGACUGCUGUUACACUAACAUGCCACCUAUUCCAACAAUUUAUCAGCUUCAAGUAUUUAGAUAUGAUUACAAAAUACACUUAUGGGGACGACAAAGACCUUUUUUACUGGGUUGUAUGAAAUAUUUGACCAUAAUUAGUGACUGUCGUCUUAUAAUGAUAUCAUCACCUGCACUUACAGUACUUAUACAGGAGUGUUUAUACAGUGAGUGGGCCACACUGAAAAGAAAAAAAACAAUGCUAGCACUGCACUUCCUGUGUCUACCAGCUCAUCAAGUCCUGUUUCAGCAUGUUUGACAUCACGUCAUUUUCCUUUAACAGCACCACUUUAUUCUCAUAACAUUACCAUGUUAUUCUUCAAAUAUUUACAACAGUUGCUCUUGGAAUAUUAUUAGCCAUCCAUUUUCUAUGCCGCUCAUCCUCAAUAGGAUCGUGGGGGUAUGCUGGAGUCUAUCCUGGCUGACUUUGGGCGAGAGGCGGGGUGCACCCUGGACGGGUCACCAGCCAGUGGCAGGGCACAUAAAGACAAAGAAACCAUUCACACUCACAUUCACACCUAUGGCCAAUUUAGAGUCUAUAACGCAGGCAAGGGGAGAACAUGCAAACUCCACACAGCGAUGCCCUAACGGAGAUUCGUACCACUGACGGCGUGGCCAACAUGCUAAGCACUAGGCUGGAAUAUUAUGAUUUAUUCAUGAAAUGGUAGGAUUUAUUACAAUAGGACGUUAUUUGAGUGACAUUACAACAUCCUUCUUGGAACAUUUCAACUUUGUCCUUAAUGUUCAAUUACGACGUUAUUCUCAUAACGCUAUGACUUUAUCCUGGUAGUACGAGUUUAUGCUCUGAAUGUUAAAUGUUAUUCAUGUUAUUCACUAAUUGUGACUUUUUGUAAUAUUACGUCUUCAUUUUCUUAACGUUAUGGCUUUAUUCUUGGAAAAUGACUACUCCUACCACUAGUAGUACUGCUGCUGCUGGGAACAUUGCGCAAUAUGAGUUCAUUCUUUCCUAACGUAACAUUAGCAUUUGCUGCGCCUGACAUCACAACUUCAUUCUUGGAACAUGACCAUCGUCCCUUGCUACAUCACGCCCUCAGUCUAUCACGGUUGUUAAAAAAAUUGGUCUCUGGGUGUCGGUGACGUUACAUUGAUGAGACAAUAACCACCAGGAAGUAUGCAGUGCGAAUGAUCUUAUUUACAGUAAUCUAAGAGGCUUCUUUUCUAUGAUUGUGUCUACUAUAUUGGGUAAUACAAGUGUAAAGGUGACUAUGGGGGUGUUAUUUCAUAUCUACAGGGCUCUAGUAAUGGUAAAACCCGUAUUUAGAAGGUCACAAACAAGUUUUCUGUGCUCCAUGAAAAUAUUGUAUUUAUUAAUAUCGAAUCCUACUUUGCAGAAAUUCACCUAUCACGGUCAGGUCUGGACCCCAGCUGUAUAACUUUUUCCUGUAUUACGUUAUUCUCAAAAUAUUUACAUUUAUUCUUAGAAUAGAUUACUUUUAUUCCCAAAAUAUCAGCACUUUAUACACUGACGUUAUUCCAGUAACAUUACAACUUUGUGGGUAAUAUUGUAUUCCGGCCUUACGCCUUACUCUCAUAACCCCACGACUUUAUUCUCUUAUAUUCUGAUGGUAUUUUCAUGACAUGACAUUAUUCUUAGCUCAAUACUUUUGACUUCUGUACUUUUAACUAUUUUCUUUUCAGCGUGGCCCUGGUACUCGUUUGUAUUGAGCCACUGGAAGGAGAUAAUGAAAGUUAAACGUACAUUACUCUACUUUCAAUAGAAGCGAGUGCGUGGAGAAGCAAAGGCAAAAGGAAGUGACACGUGCAAAAUAUCUCAAGUUUCAAAAGACACACACUCCAGAUUUCCCUAAAAACCUAUUGUAUGUGGUAAAUUUAGAUUUGGAAAUGAAUUUUGGUGUGUGUUGAAAUAUUUAAACACCUUAAUUGGACUUAUUGUUUGAUUGUGCUGAUGGCAAAAAUUUAAUAUCACUCCAGGAAAGAAGCCAUGUUGAGUCAAGAAUGUGUCUGCCGAUGGUAUAAUAGUUAUUUAUUUAUAAUUUAAAGAGAUGGAAAUAAUAUGAAGACUCUAGAUUGAAAUAAUCUGUUUAUUGUAGUGGUUUAAUUCCCCACACAAUCACCUCUUUAAUAUGCAGACAAUAUAUAUAUAUAUAUAUAUAUAUAUAUAUAUAUAUAUAUAUAUAUAUAUUUUGCAAACAUUCCCAUUUAAAAUGUGUCCCAUUAUGUUACAGUCUGUAUUGUUCAAACUGCAUUUAUGAAUAUUACUGACUCUCUGGAGAGGUUUACAUUUAUGGACUAUAAAAACACUUGAAAAUAUGUUAUUUCUUUUCCAGUGUUGAGCGGUUUUGACCCUCAAAUGAAUGAAUACUUUCAUAGCGCUCCAAUAUUUGUCAUGUUGCGGUGCAAACCACCUCAUUGUCUUUGGGAAAAGAAAUGACUUUUAAUGCAUGAAAGUGUGUGUGCGUGGGAGGACAUUGACUAGCAAUGCAGGAUUUUUUUUUCUUUCUUUGAAAUGACGCUAAAAGUGCACUCAUUUAAAACUCCACAAUGUAUGUUGUGUUGCACUUACUGUACAACACACCAGUGGUCAGUAGCAAGUACACUCACGUCAACAUGUGCUAUGCAACUGCUGGACAAUCUGCUCAUCUCUUACUGAGAAUUCUAAUAAAGACUAUUUUAUGAUGGUUCACACGUAUCUUUUUUAAGUUACGACUG